AACAGAUUUUGACUUUCUUCCCUACUUUACAGUGUGUGCUAAUCGUCAUGCAUGCUUUGUAGGAGAGUGUGGCAAACCAAUGGCUAUGUCAUAUUGUGCCACUUGUGGAGUCCGUAUAGGAGGCCAGAAUCAUAGACCAGUUAAAGGUUUUAUUGAAGCUCAUGGAAUCCCUGACAUGACACGACCUGGACAUAUACUGGGACACGCUGAAAACCGGUCUGAAGCCCCAAACAGGAAUCACACUUUAGCACAGUCCUGCCUCCUCCGUCUCUGUCUUCACCUGGCCAUGUUGCAAGGGGCCAUUUACGACCAACAGGGCAUCAGAAAUAUGAUCCAUCCAAAUGUUAAUGAUGUCUAUGAGUUCCUCUGGCAACAUCUUGAGAAGGACAUGGAGGUUCUUGGGAAGACUUUAAAUCUUAACUUGGAUGACUCUGCCAUUAUAAUUCAUCUAAUCCUCAGCAGGUUUCUACAGACCACCUCAGGUGCCGGUGUGGAUCUGUCAACACGCAAGUCCAGAGAGCAGUGGGAGACCACAGUCUGUAAAACUGUUAUCAGUCCUGUUUUAAAGAAUUUCGAAAGGACAUUGGGCAGAGCACAGGAUCUGAUUGCAGCUGAUAACCAACUUUCUAACAGUCCCCUGAUGAAGGUGCUGAGGGGAGACCCUCAAAAAUUGCUUCAUCUCCCCACUAACUGCCCCACCCACCACUCUGCCUUCUGGAGCCCCACACCUGUCCUAACGGUGGAAAGCUUCUCACAACAAAUAAACCAGAGUCAAGCACCCCUGCUCACCCUUUUUAUCAAUAAGGUGCACUGCAUAAGACAGUUGAUCCAUUUGCCGGCGCUUGCUGCUCUGUUGUCUGAUCUAAUAAAAGUGCUUCCUCCAGGAUCUGAGAACCAGACCCAUACCAUCGCUUCACUGCUGCAAUGCAUUCCUGCUGGCCAUCAGAGGAAAUUAUUGUCGGAAAGAGUAGAGAUCUUCAUGAAGGUGUGGAACAAACUCAGAAUGGAAAUAAUCAAUAACACUUCCUUGGGUUUGGAUCCUACACUUUAUGAAAAAGACAUAACUAAGGAAAGCUCUGGGCAGUUUCUCUCCCUGAGUCAUCACGGACCAGGCUCAUGUCUCCACGCAAUCAUAGAUCUCCUGUCUGAGACCCACAACAGUCUUGUGCGAGAGGCCAGAAAACUCUGUCAUCAGGAAGACAGGGACUAUAAAGUGCCAUUGGCGGCACUGUCCAAGAGCCAACUUGCCCUGUGUCACCCAGAGAAGGAGUUGCUCCCCCUGGUGUUAGCUAACUGCCAUUACAAACUAGAGAAGGGUCAGCAAACAGUGAGCUCCAGUGAUCAUAAGGCUAUUGAGAGAGAACUCAGUAGACGAUUUUUUGCAGGCAAACCACGUAUUCAAACAGACACCGAUAAAUAUCUAAGAAGACACCAUCAGAAUUUUAUAGAAGUCCUUGAUGAGGUCAGAGCCAAAAUACCUCAGGAAGCACUCAAGGCCUCUGUGCUCAGCUCAAUGAGAUCAAUGCUACGUUCAUUCACUGAUGUGUGUGACGCAGUUUAUGCUGUGGAGAUUGGGCUUCGUUUCCUAGGUAAAACCGGUGGAGACCCACAAGUUCUGCUGCUGUCCUAUCUGACAGACUCCUUGAAAAUGGACCAACACAUCUCAAGCACCAUAGCUGAGGCUUUAAAAGAGAACCGUCUUAGUCAGUGCACAGCCACCUGGCAGCUCCUUACCUGCUGGAAGAGUGAACAGAUGAUGAGGAAAGGACAGGAUCCAUUCCAGCGACUGUCCAAAGACUUCAGAGAUAAACUGACUUCAGAGGAAAGAACGCAGGUGAAGGUUUUCCUUGGGCUCACAGAUACUGACCUUUUCUCUUUGGAGCUACAUGAAAUCCUUCAGCUCAAGACCAACAGCACUGUUGAAGACGGCUUCGCUCCGCACUGGGACAUCAGGUCCACCAUGGAAUCCCAUCUGGAGAUGAAGAACAUCACCUCUUUUCCAGGUCUAGACAGUCUUCCAGAUGAAAUCACUUUGGCUAAAGCUGCAGAAAUCUGGAGGCUUGCAGUGGAGUUUAAACGCUGAAAAGCACUUCUGAAUGAGCCAAACCGAAAUGAACAACACAAAUGUGAAAAGAUCUGGACCGCUUUGAUUUUUUUUUUUUUUUGUGUGUGUCAUAUGUUGCUGCCUUUGUCAUGUCUGUUGUAUAGGACAGAUUUAUGACUCAUUCCAGCACACUAAAUCAUUGUCUUUAUAUUGUUAAUCCGGCUGAUUAAAAAUAAUCUAUGUUUACUCUUUAGGGCUUUGAAUAUGUCUUCAUAUUGUCGAACACUUUAUUGUUUAGAGAUUUGUAUAAAUAAUUGAUUCAGGGAACAAGAAUGAAUUGAACAGUACUGUACUGCAGUUUUGCUGUAACACAUUUGUCUGCUCCACAGUAUUAAUCAGGGCCAAAUAAAGUUGUAUUAUGAAUAAACAGUGCA
Molecule: messenger RNA, 2478 nt
Organism: Cyprinus carpio (common carp)
Lineage: Eukaryota; Metazoa; Chordata; Actinopteri; Cypriniformes; Cyprinidae
Product: E3 ubiquitin-protein ligase rnf213-beta
Exons: 14
Coding region: 80-2083 (667 amino acids)
Biological process (GO): negative regulation of non-canonical Wnt signaling pathway; sprouting angiogenesis; ubiquitin-dependent protein catabolic process
Cellular component (GO): nucleolus; membrane; cytosol
Molecular function (GO): ATP hydrolysis activity; ubiquitin-protein transferase activity
Source: RefSeq, a predicted model, not a curated record